AUGAGCCAUGUGCUUAUGAACGAUAAAAAUAGGACUCGAAGUAAAAGAGCAGACUCUGAAAAUGAUAAUGCAGUUGAAACCUCAAAAUUAAAAGCUCGCUACCGGUACGACCGAUAUUAUGGUAGGAAUGAAGCAAAGGAUGGACCUGGGGAAAGAGGAUCUUCUGUUAUAUUGAAUGUAGAAGAACAGAGGAAAGCUGACGCAUUAUUUGAUAAAGAGGCAUUCAACCUUAUUGCGAGCGAUAAAAUUGCACUCGACCGAACAUUACGUGAUAAUCGUGACCCUGAUUGUAAGAAAAUACCAUAUCCAGAAGACCUUCCCUCUGCAAGUGUGAUCAUAAUAUUUACAAAUGAACGCUGGUCACCUCUCCUCAGGACAGUACAUAGUGUGGUCAACAGAUCACCUCCAGAAUAUCUGCAUGAGGUGGUCCUCUUUGAUGACUUUAGCGAUCAUGAGGAGUUAGGCCCAAAACUAGAAGAGUAUAUCAAAGACACCUGGCCUGAUGGUGUUGUUAAGCUUGUCCGUGCCAAACAGAGAUGUGGGUUGAUCAGGGCCCGUUUAGAGGGCGCCAAGGCUGCUACAGGUGACGUCAUGGUGUUCCUAGAUUCCCACUGUGAAGCUAAUGAAGGCUGGUUGGAGCCUCUGUUAGCAAGAAUCCAUGAGAAACGUGAUGCAGUUUUGUGUCCCAUGAUUGAUGUCAUCGAUUCUCACUCCAUGUCAUACAGUGGAAUUGGGGCGAGUUCUGUGGGUGGCUUUUGGUGGAGUUUGCAUUUCUCUUGGCAUGGUAUCCCCUCACAUGAAGCUGCUAGACGUAAAAAACUCACUGAUCCUAUAAGGUCUCCCACCAUGGCAGGAGGACUGUUUGCUGUUGACAGGAAGUACUUCUUUGAGGUGGGAUCCUAUGAUGAAGGCAUGAACAUGUGGGGUGGGGAGAACUUGGAAAUAUCAUUCAGGGUUUGGAUGUGUGGAGGAUCUCUGGAGUUCAUUCCAUGUUCAAGAGUUGGUCAUAUAUUCAGAGCCAGUCAUCCUUAUGAUAUGGGGAAGGAGGACUGGCAUGGUAUGAACUCUAAACGCCUAGCUGAAGUGUGGAUGGAUGAAUACAAGAGACUUUUCUAUAUGCACAGAAGGGAUUUAAUUGAUAAAGAUGUAGGAGAUAUAUCAGAGAGAAAAAAACUCCGCGAGAAGCUAAACUGUAAGAGUUUCAAGUGGUAUUUAGAAAAUAUUUAUCCAGAAAAAAAUGUUCCUGAUGAACGUGUGCAAGCAUAUGGCAUGGUGAGAAACCCCUCCAGCAACAUGUGCCUGGAUACCCUUGGGAAAGAUGAGAAGAAAGUGAUACCUAUAGGUGUAUACAGCUGCCAAGGGGGUGCAAGUGCCAGUGAGGUGUUUACUCUGAGUUUAGCUGGAGAGCUGCGUCGUGAAGAGACAUGUGCUGAUGCAUCAGCUUCUAAUCCAAAUGUUGUACUGCGAUCCUGCCAUGGGGGUAAAAGCAACCAAUAUUUUAAAUAUGACAAAAUCAGUAAAACUAUAAAACAUGCAAGUGGCUUAUGCCUGGACACAGAAGGACUUAGCAACGGUCAGGGAGUAAAAAUCAAAGAAUGUUCGGGAAAAGACACUCAGAAGUGGGAAUUAGAACACAUUUUAGAGAUAUUGUAAUGUACAAUUUGUAGUACUU
Owenia fusiformis is the source of this 1672-nucleotide messenger RNA. The record is from the annotation of a GenBank genome assembly. Lineage: Eukaryota; Metazoa; Annelida; Polychaeta; Sabellida; Oweniidae.